Molecule: messenger RNA, 348 nt
Organism: Phycomyces blakesleeanus NRRL 1555(-)
Lineage: Eukaryota; Fungi; Mucoromycota; Mucoromycetes; Mucorales; Phycomycetaceae
Exons: 2
Coding region: 1-348 (115 amino acids)
Source: RefSeq, a predicted model, not a curated record
AUGACACCAAGUUCUUUGUCCCCGCAUUACGCGGCUCAAUCUCCUUCAGGACGUAAACCUGACUUGGUAGCGAAGGAGGUGCUGGAAUGGUGGCAAACCAACGGAAAGCACCCGUUCAUCCAGCCCCACAUCUCGUCACCGAGUAAUGUGGGUGCGAACUUGCCAGAGAACUUACCACUAGGUGAUAAGGUCCAGCUCAUUCGACUACCAGUAGCUUCACCGUCAGCCGUUAAAGAGUUCAGUCAGGUUAGCAGUGAAGAGCCAGCACAUCUCACCACAGGCACAAAAGGUGCCCAAAAAUUACUACGGAAAAACCCAAAUAUAUUCCAAAGUGGUAUUAAGCAAUAA